Dermatophagoides farinae (American house dust mite) is the source of this 1367-nucleotide messenger RNA. RefSeq names its product WW domain-containing oxidoreductase (gene Wwox). Lineage: Eukaryota; Metazoa; Arthropoda; Arachnida; Sarcoptiformes; Pyroglyphidae. The record is from RefSeq and is a predicted model, not a curated record. Gene Ontology annotation, molecular function: protein binding.
GGUGGAUAUAGAAUGGAAUGCUGAAUGUUUGAUCUGAAUUUGUAUUUACAGAAUUUUAUAUUCAAUCAUGAAUUCACUACUUCCAGACAGUGAUAGUGAAGAUGACUUGCCACAAGGGUGGGAGCAAAAAGUUUCGCUCACCAAUCGUGUUUACUAUCUAAACAAUAAAACCAAAACUACACAAUGGAACCAUCCGAUAAGUGGCAAAAAGAAAGCUGUGAGUGGAAAACUACCGGAAGGUUGGCAACGCAAAUUCGAUGAAGAUGGAAAUCAUGUUCUCUAUUAUAAUAUCAACACUCAUCAAGCCACUUAUACUGAUCCUCGAUUAGGAUCGGCAUUUGAGGUUAUGGAUUAUCGAGGCAUUCCAGCUAUGGCAAGAAAUAAAGAAUUGGGACCUAAUAGUACUACUGAAGAUGUAUUGGAAAAAGCCGAUCUUUCUGGUGAAAUUGCCAUUGUAACUGGUGCCAAUAGUGGUAUUGGUUUUGAAACAGCUAAAUCUUUAGCAUUGCAUGGAGCACAUGUAAUCAUGGCCUGUCGCGAUUCAUCAAAAGCUCAUCAAGCUAUCGAUAAAAUUCGCUCAUGUAAAGAAGAAGCUAAAUUGACUUUUCUCAAAUGUGAUCUAUCUAGCUUAUCAAGUGUCAAACAAUGCUGCGAUCUUUUUUCAAAAAUGAACCUGAAAUUGGAUAUUCUUAUUUUGAAUGCUGCAGUUAAUGAAUUGCCUUACACUUUGACUGAAAAUGGUAUUGAAACAACAUUCCAGGUUAAUCAUCUUGGGCAUUUUUACAUGGUUCGUUUGUUAGAAAAAAAAUUAAUUCAAUCUUCCACGAGGAUUGUUUUUGUUUCAUCUGAGAGUCAUCGAUUUAGUACGCUGAAUAAAGAAAAUGUUGACCAAGAUUGGAGUCCGUCUAAUUUCAUAUCUUUCAUGGCAUAUAACGAUUCAAAAUUGUGCAACAUUUUGACAGCUCAGUAUUUACAUAGACGUUUAUGCAAGCAUAAUGUAACCGUUGUAAGUUGUCAUCCGGGAAAUCUGGUUUACACAAAUCUUCAACGAUAUUGGUGGCUGUUACGUGUAUUAUAUUUUCUGUUCAGUCCUUUCACCAAAUCUGCGAACCAAGGAGCUUCAACAGUAAUAUUCUGUGCUGUUACAGAUGAAAUUAGAGAUAUUGGUGGUCUUUAUUUCAAUAAUUGCCAAGAAUGUGAACCAUCAGAAAAGGCUCAAGAUUCGGAAUUAGCUGAUUUAUUAGCCGAUAAAAGUAAUAGAAUGAUUGAUUUUGCAAUGAAUUUUGAAUCUAAAUGAAAAUAUCGAUAGUGUACAAUCGAUAGUAAUAAAUUUUCUUCAACACGAUUCAUUUUGGUUGAAUUGAUUU